Cucurbita pepo subsp. pepo (vegetable marrow) is the source of this 1094-nucleotide messenger RNA. Its product is annotated as abscisic acid receptor PYL2. Gene Ontology annotation, cellular component: cytoplasm; nucleus. The record is from RefSeq and is a predicted model, not a curated record. Gene Ontology annotation, molecular function: signaling receptor activity; abscisic acid binding; protein phosphatase inhibitor activity. Gene Ontology annotation, biological process: abscisic acid-activated signaling pathway. Lineage: Eukaryota; Viridiplantae; Streptophyta; Magnoliopsida; Cucurbitales; Cucurbitaceae.
AUCUGCCUGUAGUAGGUAGGACAAUAUCUACUAGCGGUGGGUUUAGGUUGUUAUAGUGAGUGUGGUCUCGUGAAAAGAAAUUUGUUUUUUUUAUUUAAUAAACUAGAAUAUACAAUAAUGGGAAAUCCCAAGGGCAUGGUUGUCCAAAAGAAAGUGGGGGUCCCUCGUGCAUCUACUGCUACAUCUUUCCUGUCCUGGUUUUGCACAUAAUAUAUAUAGAGAUCCGUUCGUCAGCAAAGGCUCAAAGCUUUGUCUAAGAUUCCCCCAAGUUGCAGUGUGUUCAUUGAAAGAUCAGAAUUAGAAUAGAUGUAAAAUUCUUGUGGUGUUGUAAUGGCCGCCAAGAAAACGUCACCAUUGAAGGGAUUAGAGGCAGAGGAAUACCAAGAACUUGAAGGCCUCAUUGAAAAUUACCACAAAUUUGAAGCUUCUCCCAACACUACCACUUCCCUCAUCACCCAACGCAUCGAUGCCCCUCUCGACGCCGUCUGGCCCUUCGUCCGCAGCUUCGACAAUCCCCAGAAGUAUAAGCAUUUCAUCAAAAGCUGCAAAAUGUCAGCAGGUGAUGGCGGCGUUGGCAGCAUCAGAGAGGUGACUGUCGUCUCCGGUCUCCCGGCAUCAACGAGCACAGAAAGGCUAGAGAUUUUGGACGACGAGAAGCAUAUUUUGAGCUUCAAGGUCGUCGGAGGAGAGCACCGGCUGAACAAUUACCGAUCAGUGACGUCAGUGAACGAGUUCAACAAAGACGGCAAAGUUUACACCAUCGUUUUAGAGUCUUAUAUCGUCGACAUACCGGAAGGGAACACCGGCGAGGACACGAAAAUGUUUGUGGACACCGUCAUCAAGUUGAAUCUUCAAAAACUUGCUGGGGUUGUCAUGGCCUCUCUGCAUGAACACAAUUAGGGGUGGCGACGGCGGAUCUCCGCCGGCGGAGGAUGGGAUGGGACGUUUUUUUCAUUUAUUUUUAAAUGUUCGUAUGAUGAUUAGUGGUGGGUCGGAAUGUUUUUGCAGGUUGAAUUUGAAUUUUCGCUUGUUCUAAUUCAUUGGGUUGGCGGAUAAUGGAUUGGUUGGGAGAAGAAAUUACCUGAUUCAUAUUA